Messenger RNA from Mustela erminea (ermine), 8714 nucleotides. RefSeq names its product uncoupling protein 1 (gene UCP1). Gene Ontology annotation, molecular function: oxidative phosphorylation uncoupler activity. The record is from RefSeq and is a predicted model, not a curated record. Bases 376 to 1299 code for a protein of 307 amino acids. Gene Ontology annotation, cellular component: mitochondrial membrane. The transcript has 6 exons. Gene Ontology annotation, biological process: mitochondrial transmembrane transport; adaptive thermogenesis; mitochondrial transport. NCBI's taxonomy places the organism in Eukaryota, Metazoa, Chordata, Mammalia, Carnivora, Mustelidae.
CUCCCCAGGCGCGCUGCAAGGUUGCACGUGGGAGGGACCAGGCACGUGGGAGGGACCUGGCACGCCCCGGCCAGCUCCCAGGCCCGGGUCCGCGGAGACCCGACGAGCCGCAGCCCGGGAGCGGCCAGCUAUAUAAGCCACCCGGCGCGGGCAGGGCGCACGGGCGCAGCCAGCCUGCGCGUCCUGGGUCCUCUUGACACUAGGGCGCGAAAGCGGGAGGCGCGGCCCGGCUCAGCUCUAGUGUAGCCGCUGCCCGCGCACCCCCUCCCCGGAAGUCAAGUCAGAAGCCUGUUUGCUGUCCGGGAAAUUCCACCUUGUGGCGGCCCGAGUCCAUCAGUCCUUGCGCCCGCUCAUCGCUCCGCAGUUUGAGCGAAGAUGGUGGGCCCCACAGCCUUGGACGUGCCCCCGACGAUGACGGUCAAGAUCUUCUCCGCUGGCGUGGCUGCCUGUGUGGCGGAUGCCAUCACGUUCCCGCUGGACACCGUCAAAGUCCGGCUCCAGAUCCAAGGUGAAUGCCAGACCUCCAGAGCCAUCAGGUAUAAAGGUGUCCUGGGAACAAUCACCACUCUGGCAAAAACAGAAGGGCCAGUGAAACUCUAUAGUGGGCUGCCUGCUGGUCUCCAGAGACAAAUAAGCUUUGCUUCUCUUCGGAUCGGCCUCUACGACACUGUCCAGGAGUUCUUCAGCGCAGGAAAAGAAACAACACCUAGUUUAGGAAGCAAGAUCUCAGCUGGUCUGACGACUGGAGGGGUGGCAGUAUUCAUCGGGCAACCCACAGAGGUCGUGAAGGUCAGACUUCAAGCACAGAGCCAUCUGCAUGGUCUCAAACCUCGCUACACCGGGACUUACAAUGCUUACAGAGUCAUAGCGACAACAGAAGGCCUGAUGGGCCUUUGGAAAGGAACUACUCUCAAUCUGACAAGAAAUGUCAUCAUUAAUUGUACAGAGCUGGUUACAUAUGACCUAAUGAAGGAAGGCCUUGUGAAAAACAAACUCCUGGCAGAUGACUUACCCUGCCACUGUGUGUCAGCCCUUAUCGCCGGAUUUUGCACAACGGUCCUGUGCUCGCCAGUGGAUGUGGUAAAAACCCGAUUCAUUAAUUCUCCACCAGGCCAGUACAAAAGUGUGCCCAACUGUGCCAUGACAAUGUUCACCAAGGAAGGACCGCCGGCUUUUUUCAAAGGAUUUGUACCUUCCUUCUUGCGAUUCGGAUCCUGGAACGUCAUCAUGUUUGUGUGCUUCGAACAGCUGAAACGAGAGCUGACGAAGUCAGGGCGGACCGUGGACUGUGCCACAUAAUCACCUUCAGGAAAAGGCGGUAACACACCAGGGGGAAUCUUUGCUGACCGGAUAACUAAAAUCAAAAAUGAAAACAAAACACCUAUUUCCCCUUAUUUCACCCUAAAAAGAUAAAGGAGUUCUGAUAAAGAGUUUUGGACUUUUCAAAGACAAAUGGGUGUUUAUUUCCUGUGACUUUUAUUCUCAGUGUCUCAGGAAGGAGAAAGCAAAAUUCUCAGCAUGCACCUUGGCUCAUGCAAGGUGCAAAUAAGUGACUUCAUUUGAUUGGCUGUUUUGAGAGGAUGGGAGCCUUACGAUUGAAUAUGAAGAAAUUUAACAUGUUUUCAUUAUAAUUCAAGUUCACAAGAAAGGAAAACGGCCGCAUUUUAUGUUUAUAAAUACUUAAUGAUGAACAGUUAUCAAGAAAAUGCUAUUUCCUUUUAUUAACCCAGUUGUCAGUUAAUAUAUUCAGUAAAGUAUUCCCAGUACAUUUGAAUGUUUGCCAUUCGGGGUCUAUCUCUGAAUGUAAAAUUUGCGGUGCACUUCUAGCAAGUGAAGGUCUUUAGAAUCAUCAAGCAUAAACUUACUUUGAAUGUAAUUGGCACAGAUUUCUAAUUUUGGGAGUUUGUGUUUUAUGGCAUUUAUAACAAUCUCUAAUCUAAGACACUAUAAUCUUUUGGGCAUAUUGUUAUUACAAUCAUGAUAUCUGUGUCAGAAGUGCAGAAUUUUUGAGGCAGAAGGUACCUUGGGUGAGACAGAAGAAUAGUCUGGGAUUCCUAGUGAGAUAAAAACAAAUCUUCAUGGCAUCUUUCCAGCCAAGGUAAAUUCAUCAUUAACACCUGUAGGAACCUUUUUCUUAUGCCCACAAACAAUGCAGAAGAAAUAGGGAAAGAAUAAACAGAUUAGAAAAGAAGUGUAAGACAAAACCCAGGCUUGUUUUGAGCCAAAACCGAAGAAUGGAGGAAGGUGUCAUUCUAUUUGUUUUCAUCAGCUCCGCAUUCUAUCUACUGUUGUGUUUUUCCCCCUUGACUUAUGAGGUUUCCCUGGUGCUUAUUUCCCCUGCUGUUAACUGUAAAAUGGUCUUGUAGCAGAGGUCUGCAGUAUCCCUCACCUGUCUCUUUGAGCUCACCACUCUAGCGCAUGAGCGCGUCACUUCCUGUUGUCCUUUCCGCAUCUGUCUAGGGUCUUCCGGCCAGCAGAGCCAUCCCUGUGCGCCUGCGCAUGGCUCGCUCGAAGAACCGGAAAGAACACACCCCCUGAGAGCCGCCCUUGCCCAGUAACUGAUGGGAGUCUGUGUAUAAAUACUUUAGUCCCCUCGCCCUCACCCAAGGACUCAAAAUCCAGUUGCACAGUGUUAUUUUGCUUAAUACAAAACCCUUUAUGGGAUGACUUCAGUCCCCUCACUCCUUUACCAGUGUUUCCUGGGAAUCACCGCCCAAAUGAAUGACAAAUCCUUAUUCAAGGUCUGAUUCUGGAGGAAUCCAAACUAAGACAAACCACAACCUUGGAGUAGCAGGUUUCUGUCAAAUACAGAAGAAAACAUAAAAGUUCGUUUCUUCGCAGUCAGGAAGUAGGCUGUAGUGACAAGAUACUGUCCCUUGAUCAAACUAUAGUCAGGCUUCUCUGAGCUGCCCUUUUCUACUAAAUACUCCAUAGGCAUGUCUUUAAGAGCCCAAUUUAACAAGAAUCGGACUGGAUAGGUUUAGCCAGAGUCCCUCACCCUUCAUAAAUACCACCCUUGACAACUGAUCAAAAAUUCCUCUUCUACCCUUGAUAUUGGAUCAAUUCUCUUGGAUUUUCUAUGUACACAUUUAGAUCAUUUAUGACUAACUUUUCUUUCAUUCCGUCCACUUGUUUUAUGGCACUAGGCAGAACUCCAGCACAAUUUUGAAUAGAUGUGCUGUGACAAUUUAGAUUAUUCAUCAAAUGUUCACUCUUUAGCCCUUCCUAAUAGAAUACAUGUUCCUGUUCCAUGGAUGUUGGACUUGACCAUGUGAUUUGCUAUACAACCAAGGGAAUGUGAGUGGACAUGAUGUGAGCAAAGGCUUGAAAUACCUGUGAGCCAUUGGACUUCUUGUGUUUCUGCUGCACCAUUAAAGAGCAUACCUCAGGUAGCCCACUGGUCCCAGAUGAGUAGAUCACAUCGAGAUGACAGAAGCCAAAAACAUGACCUGUGUUUAAGCUUUGCUAACCAGGUAGCAAAGCUGCCUGGUUAGCCUACCCAUGUGUGAGGAAGGAAUGUUUGUUUUUUUGUAGCCACUAAGAUUUUUGUGUGAUUGGUUCUUAUGUGUUGUUAUUGUGGCAAAAACAGAUACAAGUGGUAACAUCCUUUCUUAAUUCUGAUCCUGAUGUUUUACCAUUAAAUAUAUUGGUUAGUGUUUAUUUUAUAGAUAUGAUUCAUAAAAUUAAGGUAACCCGUAUCUCUUAUUUGUUAAGUUUUUAACAUGAAUGGAUGUUGAAUUUUUACCAAAUGCUUUUUCUGCAACUUUUAAGAUUAUGUGGUUUUUGAAUGUUAAUGUGGUAAAUUUCAUUAAUUUUAUUUUGGGAAUUAACCUGAGCUGCAAUUGAUCACACAUUAAAACAACAUAUCUAUAUGUAGCUCAUUAUUAUUUAAUAUAUUUAUUUCUGGACUUCAGUAGGUUUCUAUUUUAUUUAGCAUUACAACAUCUAAAAUGACACUGGCAUAUAAUUCUUACUUUUUCAUUCUGUUCUUGUUGGAUUUGAGUCACCAACACUAUGAAGUUUCAUUGUGUCUACCCUUCAUUAUGUAGAAGAGAUUGUGAAACUGUCAUUAUUUUAUUCUUAAAUGUGUUAACUUACCAGUGUGGAACUGUGGGUGUUUUUUGUUUAAUUAACAUAUAAUGUAUUAUUUGUGUCAGGGGUACAGGUAAACUGUAGGUUUUUUAAUGGAAAGAUUUUUAACUCCUGAAUCCACUAAUAGUGCUAGGACUUUCUGCUUCCCUAUUUCUUCUUAUACAGUUCUGUUUUGAUAAGUAUAUUUUUCUAGAAAUGUUUAUAUUUCAUCUAAAGUUUCAAAUUUUUGAGGUGAUCCUUAAUAUAUUUUCAGGUUUGCAGUAUCCGUAGUGAUGUUUCAUAUUUAAUUCUUGAUAUCAUUAUUUGCUUUUCCUUAUCUCACCAUGGUUUAUCAGUAUUACUAGUCUUUUCAAGCAACAGCUUUUUACUUUUGUUGAUUCUAUGGUAUAUAUUUCUACUCCACACACCUGAGCUCUUGCCUUUAGUAUUCCUUCUUCAUUUUCUUUAGGUUUAUUUUGUUCUUUGCCAAACUCCUUGAGAUGAUUACUUUGUCUUUAAUUUUCAGCCAUUCUUUUUUCAAUAUAUACAUUUAAAGCUAUUAUUAAUACUAACUUUAAUAAGUACUGCUUUUGCUGUAUCCGACCAGUGACAUAUGUGGUAUGUUUGUUUAGCUUAAAAUAAGAUAGACAGACAGACAGACACACACACACACAGAAGAAUGUUCUGCAGCUGUACAUAAAUAGAAUAAGGAAGCUAUGUAUUAAUAUAAAAAUAUAUCUAAGAUACACUGCAAGAUUAAGUAAAAUGUACUACAGUGCAGUAUGAAUUAUUCCCAUCCUUUCUAAGAAUGGGAGAUGGGAGUGGUAGCUUCUUUUCUGGUCUUAUAACCAACUGUUGUUAUCCAGUAACAUCUUAAAUAGAUAGUUAGUGGAUGAGUUAAAGUCAUAAAAAUAAAAAUUUUCUAUAUAUUCUGAUAAAUCUAUAGGAACAUGAUUAAAGGAUUAAAUAAGAAAGGCACUAUUUCAUGGAAAUAAGUGACUUAAAUUAGGGAUGGGGAGGAAGGGAAGAGAUGGAAGGAUUACAGAAAGGCUUAUAACAAUUGUGACACUUUUGUUUUAAUUUGUUUACAACAUUCCGAACAAAAUAACAUCACAUUUCAACUAUUGCUUUUACAUAAGAAGUUAAUUGUUUUAUCCAAAGUAGACAAAAAUCUAUUUCUUUAAGUUGCCAACCAGCACUUUUCCCCCCAGGGAAAGCUGUUGCUCAUUUUUUAAAUACAUUAACAGAAACAUAGAACUGCCCUAUAAUUGGAAGAAAAAAAAAAAAAAGAAUUCCCCUAUAAUAGUUGGGUCUUAGCUGAAGUACAUUUAAUUUUUUUCUUGUCAAAAGCUGAAGCCAGAAAACAAAACAAAACAAGCUCAGUCAUGAUUUCUCUCAGAUGUUUAAAGUCCAUUAAUCUUCGUUAACAAUCUGCCAGUGUGGAGAGGUUCCUAAAUGUAAAAAUGGAAAGUAAGCCUCCCCAGACUUAUUCAUAGAGAAGCUGAGUGGACCAUUUAUCCUGAGAAAAUAGCUGCUGGCCCCCAAUCAUUACUUCAAGGAAGAUAAUAACCAUUAUUGCUCUCCAAGCCAAACCUCUUCUCUUCUGUGCCAUGAUAGUGUGUAAUAUUUCCUGCUCUGGCAAUGAGUAUUCCACUUUUGAGUCACUCGUGUAAUGCUGCUCCUUUGAGCAAUCUUUGACCAAGUUCAAUUUCACUGAAUGUUAAGGGGAGAAACAGUAAUAUAAACAAUUAUUAAUACUGGAAUAAAAAUGAAGACUACACAUAAAUUUCAGAUAGAAAAAUACAUACAAAUCCAAACAGUUGUUAAGAGAGGAAAAAAAAAUACAGGAUGGGCGUUUUCAAGAAAAAGAUUUUGUUUUCUAACUGGUGCCAGUAAAACACUGAUUUUAUGUCUAACUCUACCACCAUAAGUAUAUACAAAGAGAGGCGGGUCUAGGUUCACUGAUAUACUGAUAUCCCCUGAUUUCUCCUAUUUCCUUAAAGAUUGUCUUCCAGAACAUAUUUGAACUACAACCAGUGUAACUGUGUUUACACUAUUCUUGUCACUCGCACACUCUCUUCGAUCUGGCACAUACAAAAAUUCAUUUCCACAUUGAUUCACUUUUCUGAUGCUAAAGCAAACAUAAUUUUCUUGCUACUUCAAUUCUAUCACUACUUUGGUAUUUCAUUCAUUAUUAUAGAAACAGGUAAGACUCUAAAUAUGGAUUUUAAGACUACAUAAAAUUCUAACAUACAUACAUAGAAAGCAAGGAAAAGUAGGAAGGUAGACACAAUUAUGUUUUUUCUUUUCAGGUAUGUCACUAUAUUACAUUCUAAUUUACAAGUGGCGACACUUAGCUUGGCUUCCAGACUAUCAAACGUUACAAUUUAUUGGUAGCUUUUAGUCCAAUUCACUACAGAAUUUCUGAAAUGGUUACUGAUUAUUUUAAGCAAAAACAGGACAAUAUCUAUAUUGUACAAACAGAGAUGACUUAAAGAACAUAUUAUUGGCCAAAUUUUCUGAUGACAUUCUUUUUAAAACAUUCAAGUUACUUUCCUCCCUAGAAGGGGAAAAACUUGCUUAAAAAGUUUCCCCUUUCACAGUUGGAUCAUUCUUUAUUAAGCAUAUUGACAAAGGUUUAAAUCAGUUCAAGACCUCAGCUAUUGAAAGAUCAAAAUAUUAAGGUAAGUAUUUUCAGCUUGGAAAUUAAACUAACAGAAUUGCUUUCCAUUUAAGAGUAAACACUUAAAACUUUAAUGGUUAGCACCUGACCUUUACCAGGAUUUUCCUACAUCUCCUAGAACUCUAGAGCUGGAUAAUAAAGCACCGAAAACAUAAAAAUAACAAAAUAAAAGAUAAUCCCAAGGUUGAGAAGUCUCCUACAAGAAGCCUAUCUUUAAAUCCCUGUGAUACUGAGAUGCUAGACCACCAUGACUAUAAUAAAAUGAAUCCAAUUUUUAAAAGUUUUAUCCUGUUGAGAAAAUAACAGUUUUAACGCUGUGCUCUCAAUGUAUGUGCCAUACAAAACCGCAUCUGUUAUUUUCCGCUCGGGUAUUUUUCAUCGCUUUUCUCUCUGGCAAGUUUACAGAGAGAGGACUGUCAACAGACAGGAACAAAUACUGCAAGCCUCAGGUCUUGCUAUACCACAGGCGUCAGUCCUGAAACACUUGAUAUUCACAUUAAAAGAUCCACCAACUCUCAUCAUGUUUAAAUGAUGUCUCUAACAGGCUGCUUUCUGUAGGAUUUGAGAACUUAGUAAUCAGACAAACCUAUCUUUAAACUCUUUUAGUUUUGCUAGGAGUACAGAUUUCUAAAACACACAAGGAAGAAAUUAUUCCCGUUAGAAUUUCCUCACUAUAUAAUCCUUGACAGCACUUGAUGUCCUCCUGAGAUUUGAGGAGAAUAAAGCUAUACGCGAAAUGCACAGUCAUCAUCCUCAGGCUAGUUUAGAAUCCCACAGACCAUCAACUCAAAGAACACCCAUGCGUACGCCAUUAUCCAGAAACACUAUGGAGGCAAAGCAAAAAGAAGGAACAGUUAACAGUGAGUAAAAUAAACCAACCAUGUUUCACGGAUAUUUUUAAGAAGCUUUAGGUUUUCCUUUUGUUUCAGUUCAAAGACAGCUUUAUGGAAAGUAAGCCACUGUCCUUUGAAUACAGUCAAGAUUUUCUUAGCAAAUACAUCUCUUUUCAUAAACACUCACUGCCAGAGAAGCCUCAUAAAAGACCCUCACAAUGAGCACUAACUAUAGUUCUUUCCUAUAGCAGACUGAAAAGCAAAUACUGAAGAUGAGAAAAUGCCUUUAAGCUUUAAAAUACCACUGUGAUAUUUUCAAGUAUGGUAUUUAAAAACAAAAAAGCUAGUCACCAAUACUAUCAUUCUCUCAUUAGCAAUUAUGCUAAUGAGAGAAACCAAAAAGAGGCCCUGUUUCUUUAUCUUGUCUGACAUAGCUCUGCUUUCUGCUACUAAUCAAGCAACAUUAGGAAUGUGAUUGAGAUGCAAAGAAAGCAAGCAAGCCUGGAAGAGCUACUCUUCCUGUUAAUUAACCUAGGGAGAAAACAUGACAAAGGAAAUAAAAAACAAUCGUUUCCAAACUAAGACACGAAAAAUCUGAAAAGAGCUCUGAAAAGAGAUGGACUGGAUAGUUAACAAUACAUAAAAAUGAACACUGGUUUUUACACAUUUUAGUCAACCAAUUUAAUACAAAUACCUGAUUUAUACUUUUACACUAAAUGGGCAAAGUCCCAAGUUCCAAACUGUAGUUUGCAGGCCUCUACAGUAGGGAUCUUUGGAAGGAUAAGGUACCUUUGGAGGACAGUGUAUAAAUGACUGUAAACAUACACUGAUUGUCCACUAGCUUUCUUAAAUAGAAUUUCUGAAAUAUUUUAGUAGGAAAUUAUAUAUAACGAGUGUAAUUGAUCAGAUAAUUUCUAUUACAACAUAUAAAUUCUGUUGUGUGUGCAAAAUGUGGUAGAAAUAGAAGAGAAUAUGGAGGAAUCAUAUCUUUAAAGUUAGUGAUACAUUGCAAUCCAGUAAGAGUCCUUUAAUCUUUUCAUGAAACUUCUCUCUAUACAUGUUGAAAUACAUAAUGCUUUCUGGCUUUUCUUCAAACCAAAACUUGUCAAAUUCAUAGACAAGGUAAC